UUCAAGUUCCUUUACAUAUUAGGAUCUCCCGAUAUAGACUCUCAUGUUAUCAACCUCAUGACGCGACCUUAGUCCGCUGGUAGUCGCUAUAAUCUGCUCAUUCAAAGUCUUUGUCAAAAAUGUUUCUGUUGUCAAAAAUCCCAAUCGUGGGGAUACUAGCAAGGCCCCACCGUUUCACCAUAGGCAGCUUUAUAUUGCCAAUGGAAGGUCGACCACGAGGGAAUUUGAGAACUAAUGUAUUUUUUUUUACAGUUUUCUCAGCAGCAGACAUCUCUUUCUCAGAGAAGAUAAACGUAGGAGACCCAUUGAUUAGGAUUGGUGAUGCCAUGGGUAUACCGGCUGAAGAAGUCAUCGGAACUAGUGGCUUGAGAAGCUCAACAAACGUGCGGGAGGACCCCGCCAUCAAAGUCGACGGGGCUAGGGAGAGUUCCUCCAUACUGGCAAAAAAUCCCUAGAGAGAAAUUUUGUUAUGCAUGUCUCAGUUUUAAUUUUUUGCCCAAAAUCCUUUCCAUACCUCUCUUUUCCACCGAUUUCAUUAUUCUGUGCUCGAGUUAGAUCCUACCAAAUGCGACUAGUUUUUCAGUUUUAUAUCACUACGACUAUUUUUUUCAGUUUUAUAUCACUACAGUUUUUCUCUCAAAAUCCUUUCCAUACUUCUCUUUAUUUCAUUAUUCUGCUUGAAUUAGAUCCAUUAGAGAUGUUACUACAAUUGUGAAGAGUGACAAAAAGAUAGGUGACUCCAUAUGAACUCAAAUGAUCCGAAUUGUAUUGUUGGAAUAGAUCGAGUUAUUAACCGAAUGAUUACCCGAACCCGAAUGGUUACCCGAACCUGAAUGACCCAACACGAACUCACAUAGCCGGGCUUAAUCCAAAUGUAAACAAGGCUGGCUUACUUCCAGAUCCAGGUUCAAAGCCUGGCUACUGAAUAACGGGUAGUCUGAACUCUCCGAUGAGUCUCGUCUCCUUUUACGCCAUCCAGCGGACCAGCCUAUGACUCUGUUCUCGAUUCUAAUAACGUAUGAGCCCCCCCAUUCCCCACUUCCUGCACAGGAUUUCUAUAUUUUCACAGAUACCCAAAUGCUUGACCAUAUUUCCCCAUCUAAAUCACAGUCUCUCAUCAAUUCCUAGCACGUAUUUGGACUCUCAAUUCCCAACAAAUCAGGGACCUCAGGAUUCAAUCCACGAUCCAGCAAAAAUCAUUGCGACCCAAGUGUCAAAUUGCAGAAACUUACUGGAACUGAAUCAGGUUUAUGCACAGAUUGUCCGAACCCAACUCCUAGAUUUGUACUCUGCACCCUUUCAUUGGAACAACAUUAUAAGAUCGUACACUAGGCUAGAUGCUCCAGAUAAAGCGCUUUGUGUCUAUGUUGCCAUGUCACGAGCCGGUCUCUUGCCCGAUUCCUAUACGCUUCCAAUCGUCUUAAAAUCUGUGUGUCAGUUUCUUGCCACUGAGUUUGGUCGACAGCUUCAUUCGCUGGCCAUAAGGAUCGGGUUGGAGUCCAACGAGUACUGUGAGAGUGGGUUCAUUAACCUGUAUUCUAAGUUGGGUGAGUUCCGUAAUGCGAGAAAGGUGUUUGAGCAAAAUCGUGAUAGAAAGUUGGGUUCUUGGAAUGCAAUCAUUGGAGGUCUUUCUCAAGGUGGGCGUGCCAAGGAAGCCAUAGGCAUGUUCCUAGAGCUUAAAAAAUGUGGGUUUCUGCCGGAUGAUGUGACUAUGCUUAGUGUAACAUCGGCUAGUGGAAGUCUUGGGGACUUGGACUUGGCUCUCCAACUGCAUAAAUGUGCUUUCCAAGCCAUGCCAAUUGAAAAACCGGGCAUUUUGCUGUCAAAUUCGCUUAUAGACAUGUAUGGAAAGUGUGGCCGGACGGACUUGGCAUAUAAAGUAUUUUCAAGGAUGGAAGAAAGAAAUGUAUCAUCGUGGACAUCCAUGAUUGUGGGUUAUGCGAUGCAUGGGCACGUAAAUGAAGCAAUAGAUUGCUUUCAAUGCAUGAGAGAGGCUGGAGUGAAGCCGAACCAUGUGACUUUUGUUGGGGUACUUAGCGCGUGUGUGCAUGGUGGGGCUGUGCAAGAGGGAAAAUAUUACUUCCAUAUGAUGAAGAAUGCUUACGGGAUACUGCCCCAGUUACAACAUUAUGGGUGCAUGGUCGAUUUGCUUGGUAGAGCAGGGUUGUUUGAGGAGGCCAGAGAAAUAAUAUUGGGGAUGCCGAUGAAGGCAAAUUCAAUAAUAUGGGGGUGUUUGAUGGGUGCUUGUGAGAAGUAUGGGAAUGUGAAAAUAGGGGAGUGGGUGGCUAAGCAUUUACAAGAAUUGGAACCUUGGAAUGAUGGGGUUUAUGUGGUUUUAUCAAAUAUUUAUGCCGGCAGAGGUUUGUGGAAAGAGGUUGAGAUGGUAAGAGAGGUUAUGAAGCAGAGCAGACUUGUUAAGAUUCCUGGCUAUAGCUUGGCAACGAAUUCAAAGUGAAAGCCAAGAAGUUUUGUCUUAUAAGUUGGAGUUCUUUCCUAUACAGUGAAGUUGUAUUCAAUUUGCAAAACAUUCUAAAUUUAUAACAAUUUACGCAGUCAAAUUGUAACAGUUCUGAGCUAAUUAAUGCAUGAUCUUUUUCUUAUUA
Carya illinoinensis is the source of this 2603-nucleotide messenger RNA. RefSeq names its product pentatricopeptide repeat-containing protein At1g77170, mitochondrial. Gene Ontology annotation, molecular function: protein binding; RNA binding. The record is from RefSeq and is a predicted model, not a curated record. The transcript has a single exon. Lineage: Eukaryota; Viridiplantae; Streptophyta; Magnoliopsida; Fagales; Juglandaceae. Gene Ontology annotation, biological process: RNA modification. The coding region runs from base 1019 to 2455 and encodes 478 amino acids.